AUGGUGACAGCAGAUGCCGACCUCAACUUGGCAGCACAGAAGGCGGGAGUGGAUCUCAACGCUGACCCCGUCAUGGCAUACCUCAAGGCCAUCAAGAUCCAGACCUCGAGCACCAUUGCGGUGUACUUCAAGGACGUCAACGCCGUGCAGACCGCAGUCCAGAAACUGGCAGCUGGGAUCACCGUCAGAGGUACAGAGUACAAGCUGGGCACCGAGGACCCGGACGCCGUCACAGCAUCGUGGAUAGUCCUCUACGAGAUCGUCAAGAUGAAGUAUCAGGCCAGCAUCGCAGCAGCCGUGCCGACCCCAACCCCUACACCGACACCGAUGGCAGCAGCGAGUUCCGCCACCGACAAGGACACCAUCCCCAAAACGCUUCCAGCCGGAGUCUAUAACCAGCUCGUCAAGGACUACAACGACGUCACCUUGAAUGGCGAAAAACGUGAGUUCCCCGAGAGGGUCCUCCUUGGAGCUGACAAAGUCUUGGCACGUAUGCACCACGAACACACCGUCUCAAAGCAUUACACGGCCAUCACGCUCGGCGAGAUCAUGUCCCAGCGAGUAUUCACAGCACUGGGCACCGUGAAUGCAGCACGAAAGAAAGAUGACCUUGACAAGCGCCUCGUGGAACCAUCAGACUGGGACGUCAGGGGCCUCAAUAUGAUUCAAGACGGCAUCGACGCAGUUCGCUGGGCUUGGAUCCUCAUCAAGUUUGGCACCGAGAAGGCAGUCAACAAAUAUUGCGAUUGGUGGAUCACCUUGGUCCGCCGGAACUCCGCCAAACUUCCCCAGAUCAAGACGCUGUGGGAAUCCUUCGCAUGGGACAUCGCCAUGAGAAUGAGACAGACAGAGACCUUCAGCACCAUCACCGAAGAGCUCAUGGCAGACCUGGCCACCGUCAAUGACGCCCUCAUGCAGUCCCCCAAGAAGAAGCAGAGGACAACAGACAACCACGACCGCUACCAGGAGCGCCUCAAGGGCAACAAAGCCAACGGGAAGGGCCGUGGCUACAAAGGGAAGGGCAAAGGAUACAAGGGAUGGAAUCAACAAUACAACACCCCGCAAUGCCGGCGCAGACAGCAAGCCCAGCUUCAGCAACCCAAGGGCAAAGGCAAAGACCAGAAAGGCAACAAGGGCCGCGGACGAGAGCCUGGAGCCGACCCAACGAAGAACAGUAACUGUCCAUCAGACCUUACCACCGAGGUGACGGGGUCGGGUGGACAGAAACGGAUCCAACAGUUGUCGUACAAACUUUUCCACGAUACAUCAGUGGUGCACCUCAGCUUCUUCGAUGGGAUUGGAGCACCCAGCUUGGCCUUCCUCAACCUGGGGAUGCAGCCGGUACUCACCAUGAGUAGGGAGAUUGACGCCGAGUGCAUCGCGGUUCUCGAUGAGCACUUCGCACCGAUCCACAUGGGGGACAUCACCGCCUUCAACAUCGACGAUUACCCA
This is a messenger RNA of Symbiodinium pilosum, 1452 nucleotides long. The record is from the annotation of a GenBank genome assembly. Lineage: Eukaryota; Dinophyceae; Suessiales; Symbiodiniaceae.